Molecule: messenger RNA, 4720 nt
Organism: Daphnia pulex (common water flea)
Lineage: Eukaryota; Metazoa; Arthropoda; Branchiopoda; Diplostraca; Daphniidae
Gene: fw
Product: CUB and sushi domain-containing protein 1-like
Exons: 18
Coding region: 650-4225 (1191 amino acids)
Source: RefSeq, a predicted model, not a curated record
GUCGACUCGCCGAGUCAUUCGUGAAUGCGCAAAGGAAGAGCGAGUUGAGGAGGACAGGUGGCCUCAUAUGUAAGAACCCGCUGUGGGCUCUGCUGAAAAGCCAGGGCUUUGUCGUGCAUGCUGGGCUUGGCGUGUCUAGUCACGCAUACUAGGCAAGCAUACAAACACACACACACACACACAGAGUCAGCACUCGUAACACAGUUCCCAAUGGCUAUCGAGCUAUAGACCCGUGCUCAGAGGGAAAGGUGGUAGCUGCUGCAACAACUUUCGCUUAGCCUCGCCAUCAAAGGCGUCAGUCUCUCGCUUGCUACGGCCCAGUCGAGUUGUGUUCGCUGUGGCUCUCCGCCAGUUUAUUUUGUAUUCACCUCCUUAUAUUGUAUUCUCGCCUUGAAUUUUUUUUUCUUUUUCUCACUAAAGUUUGGAUUUACAGAGUGAAAGAAAGUUGGAAAAUGCCAAGAUUGAUCAUUUCGGUUUGACUCAUUCUUGAGCAGAAUUUUUUGCAAGUGUUAUCAAUUGACAUCAGCAGUUGUUGUGUAAUCUUUUGUGUCGAGUUCGAGACUCGUCCCCCCCCCCCACCUGCUGGAUUACUUGAAGCGAAAGUGGAGUCGAUCGUUGUGAUCUGCAUCAACACGGAUCAGACGGCGUCAUGACACAUUACACAAACCGCCAACGGCUAGUGCUGUUGCUUACCUUGGGAUGGAUUGCAACGAUUCCAGUGAUAGGUGGCCUGCAGUGCGGUCCACCACCGGCACCGCUCAAUGCCAAGAUGGUGUUAGGAGGAUCGGACCAGAUCAGCGACGACCCAAAUCAACUGCACGGCGCAGCGGCCUCCGUCACCUACGUCUGUGAUCCAGGAUUCGAAUUGAUCGGGAACCCGACCAUCAGCUGCGGCAGUGACGGCCGGUGGCAAGGAGACAUGCCCAUCUGCGCGACAAAUGUGGCUUUGCGUAAGUCGGCCAACCAGUCCAGUACGGCGAGAGGUGGAUCGGCCCUAAAUGCCAUAGACGGAGAUCGCAGCACGUUCCACGAUGUUGGCGGAACGGGCGGCCGUUGUGCGGAGACGGCCAAAGAAGCCAGCCCGUGGUGGAUGGGCGACUUGAUGAGACCUACGGCCGUCAACGCCGUUCGUGUCACCACCCGAACUUGUUGCGAUUAUAAACUACAUGACCUGGAGAUUAGAGUAGGAAACAAUACCAACGCCCAACGCAACCCGCUUUGUGCCUGGUUCCCCGGCUCAGUUGGUGACGCCGAGACCAAACUCUUCCAGUGCGCCAAAGUCCUAAUCGGUCAAUUCGUUUUCGUGCAAAUGGUCGGUGUCGAGAGCAGUCUGUCAUUGUGCGAAGUGGAAGUUUUCUCCGCUGGAGCAGAUAUCCCGCGGGAGAGUUGCACCGACUCGGCCGCGCUCGACAAAGUGGUCGCCUUCAAUCGCACUUGCUACGACCUGCAGCUGAACGAGGGCAACACAUUUGCCAAAGCCAGAGACACUUGCAUCAAGCAGCGCGGCGACUUGUGGAACAACGUUGCCAGGAGCACAUUGGAGCUCAUCACCCGUGAACUGGAGCGCAAGAAACACGCCAUGAAGUCUACAAUGGUCUGGGUGGGUGCGCAAAAAGAGGCUUCCUUCACAUCACGCACUUGGAGGUGGGUGACGGGCAAUGUGGUCGAACGGCCACCAUGGGGCCGCGAGCAACCCAACAACUACAAUGGCGAGCAGAAUUGCGUCGUCCUUGACGGCGGUCGUGACUGGUUGUGGAACGACGUCGGCUGCAAUUUAGAUCAAAUCCAUUGGAUUUGUAAAUUUCCGCCGCUCACUUGCGGUCAUCCCGAUCGACGAGUCAACAGCACCGUCGUCGGCAAAAGUUUCUCGAUGGGGGCCACGGUGGAAUAUCGUUGCCCCACCGGCAGCGUGACUUUAGGCGCAACAACCCGAUCGUGUCAAACUAAUGGCCUAUGGAGCGACGACUCGCCCACUUGCAAACACGUCGAUUGCGGUCCAUUGAAAGGCAUCAAAGACGGAGAAUUGGUCAUUGUCGACGGCCGGACCACUUUCGGUGCUAGCGUGAAAUACACGUGCGCCGAAAAUUACACGCUUGUCGGAGCGAGCAAACGCAGCUGCGCCACACAAGGCAACUGGGAACCUGAAGAGCCCAAAUGUCUUUACGGACGGUGUCCGGAGUUGCCUCCAUUUGAGCGCGGCUCAAUUACCGUGGCGGGUCUCAACGCCAACGAUACGGCCACUUAUUCCUGCGAUUUAGGUCAUAAACUGGUCGGCACCAAAGUUCUCACCUGUCGGCUGGGCGGCAUUUGGUCGGCCUCUCCUCCAGUUUGCCAAUUUGUCGACUGCGGACCGGCACCGGAACCCGCUCACGGCUCAGUUUGGCUUGUCAACGGCACCACCACUUUUUCAAGUCAGGCCACCUAUACUUGCGGAUCCGACUAUCGCCUGCAAGGACGGACCACUCGCCUCUGUCAAGAGGAUGGCAACUGGUCGUCCACUUUGCCUACAUGCAAACUUAUCGAAUGUGAGGAGCCUGACAUUCCAGCUGGCAGCUACGUCACAGGCACGGAUUUCACCAUUCACAGAGAAAUUCGAUACUAUUGCGAAAAGGGUCACGUGAUGAGUGGCGAUUCCAGGAGAAAGUGCCUUCGCUCGGGGACUUGGUCCGAUUCAGCACCGACGUGCACUUAUGUGGAUUGUGGAGCAUUGACCGAAAUCGCCAACGGGCAAAUCGCCUACACCAACGGCACGACUCAUCUCGGAAGCGAAGUGUUUUAUAAUUGCGUUCAAAACUAUCGAUUGGAAGGAUCUUCGCCGUCACGAACCUGCAUGGAGGACGGUAAAUGGUCAGGCGUAGCGCCUCAGUGUCGUGAAAUUCGUUGCCCGAUGCCAGAGCGGCCCGACGGCGUUGUGCUUAGCAUUUCCAGCUCGGAUCGCUUGCGCGCCGUCACCUUGUUGCGCAACACUGAUCGCGGUGAAGCCUCUUCCAGCAGCACUUUCCGCAUCGGAUCGAAUGUCAUCUACAAGUGCGAACGAGGGUUCCGGCUCGACGGCCGCAAUUCCCGCGUUUGUGACGAAUCUGGCCAAUGGACCGGAGAAGUUGCCGUCUGCACAUAUGUCGAUUGCGGAUCACCUGAAGAAACUGCCCACGGAACCGUUAGCCUUCCUGGCAAUACGACUUACUUGUCUUCUUACGCUCAGUACGUUUGCGAAGUUAAUUACAAGCUGGAAGGGUUCGAACGACGAAUGUGUCUAGAAAACGGAUCGUGGAGUGGAUCUCCGCCAAACUGCAAAGAAAUUACGUGUGCUGCUCCAGCGGCGGCUGAUGACUCUGGCGUCUUGGUCACCGUCACAUCAUCGACCGUGGGUAGCCAGGCAGUUUAUAGUUGCCAAGAAGGCCGACGACUUGUUGGCUCGUUGACUCGCAAAUGUCUUGUCUCCGGUCUGUGGGAAGGCAGUCAACCAGACUGUGAAUGGGUGGACUGCAACCAGCCAGAAGAAGUUGAAAACGGCCGUGUAUUCUUGGUUAAUGGCAGCACCAUUUUCGGUAGCGUGGCAGAGUAUCAUUGUCUGCCCACUUUUCAACGAUCUGGACAUUUCAGCCGGAAGUGUGGCGCUGAUGGCCGGUGGGCUGGUCUCAUCCCAUUGUGCAUCGAAGAAGGCAAACCAAUCCCUCCUUUGCAUGACAACGGUUUGGACAGUUUGUCAGCCGGAAGACAAUCCAGCGGAUCCGGAGUCUGGAUUGGUGUCGGAGCUGGAAUCGUUUUGGUUCUCUUUGUCGUUAUUGCUCUCUUCUAUUGCAAAAUGAAACGGGGUUCAUGGAUUUGGGCCGCGCCCAACGGCAAACAAAACGACUCGUCCGGAAGUAACAAGAAACCCCAGACGAUAACGAUGGUCCCACCUAACAUCCCGUUGCCACCAACUCCGCAAACACAAUUCACCAACCCCGUAGGCCAUCAGCCAACUUAUUCACAUCACCAACAGAUGCACACGCUUCCCGUCAGCCUGAACGGAAACAGCAUCUACUCGAGCACUAACGACAUAUAUGAGCAAUUGCCCGGUGAAAACCAUCACAUGUACGAUCUAACCUACGAGGACACGGCUAGUACCAGGAAGAAUCGAGCCAUACAGCCUAUUCCAGUUUCCAAUGGAUCGCCGCCACCUUCACCUCUGCCGGGAGUCACGGUCAACGGCGUUACCGUAAACGGUUUCGUCAUGGCUUAAACAUUUGGUUUGCGAAUUAGAAAACUUCUAGAGAAAGAGUCCCAUCGAUGGAUUUCGAUGGCUUGUACUUUUUUUUUGUACAUGUACAUUCGAGAUGUUAUAACCAUUAUUAUUCUCUUAUUCGAACCAAUCGAUAUCUGCCGGAGCAGAGCUGUGAUUGCACUAUCAAAGGCAUCGUUCCUUCAGUCUUUAUUUGAAACACAUAACUUGUACCAGCUCGUGGUCGAGUCCUUUUGAGCCUUAAAAAAAAAUCCUGGGAUAAAUGAAGGUUUAUGAUGUGAAUAAUUAAUCCCUCUCCCCAGUUUGUGGGGUCAAGUGAUUAACUGCUAUUUUGACAUUUUAUUGUCUUCAUAUAAAUACUUUGCUUGUUGGUUUCUGCACCUGGCUAAAAACAGCCCGGAAAACAGCAGUUAACUUGUGUUGUAAAUAAGAAACGACAUUGAUCUGUACGGCAUGCGUUGAAAUAAUUAAAUGUACAAUUGAUAUCAGAUUGAA